CUAUAUAAAUAUUAAAGCACAGAGAUUGAGCUUAACAGCCAUAUCAAACCCCAAGAUAUAUGCGUACACAUCUAUAGUCUAUAUAUAUAUAUGUAUAUAUACACACGAAACCUCUGAACCCAGCUCAUCUUGUUAUAAUUUUUGUCUGUACCCAAAUCUUAAAUUCUCCAUAGCUAUUAUGUAAGUUUCUUCCUCUCUCAGCCUCUAAAAGAGAAAAAUGUUGUUCAUUUCGUUUCAAAAAGUGACUUUUCUUGAUGGUUUGGUUUUUUCGCUUAUAGAAUGAUCAAAUGAUGUCAAGAAGAAAUCGAUAACACCUCAUAGCUGUUGGUCUCAGUUAUGAUUGAUCAAAUCAACAUAAACAGAAACAACUUUCUUCAACACCGUUUAUUCUUUCUCUCUAAACAUCAUAUAAACACCAUCUUUUUUCUCAGUCAAACUUGAAUUGCAUUGCAUUUACCAAAUAGCUUCCCUUUUAAUCAAACAUGGGUCUCUCAAGUCUACCAGCUCCAUCCGAAGGAGUUCUGUGUGUAAUUUUAGUAAACACAUCACUUUCCCUCUCCAUUUUUAAAGGCCUUGUUAGAACCUUCCUUCAAAUAGUUAGUAUCUUCCUCUUUUCCUCUUCAUCUUCAACGCCACCACCGCCUUCAUUGUCAUCACCACCCUCAUCAGCAGAUUACAGGGAAAACCAUUCAGAAUCAUUUGAAUACAGCCGCAAUCCGUCAUACACUUACAUUGAGGAGUUUCGAAGCCGAGUUCCGGCCAUAAGAUAUGAUUCUAUGUGCGGCUGCAAGGAGGCAGAAGCAGGGCAUGACUGCUCAGUUUGUCUCAGUCAGUUUGAACCUGAAUCUGAGAUAAAUCACUUGGCUUGUGGCCAUCUUUUUCACCAAGUAUGCUUGGAGAAGUGGCUGGACUAUUGGAACACCACAUGCCCUCUUUGCAGGACUCCUUUAAUGUCUGAAGAAGACUCUACUUGCUUUUGGUGAUAGGCUUAUUCAACAAACAAAGAUUGUCAAGUCAACUCAAGUGAAGAAAAAUCUCAUGUACAGCUAGUGUGUAGAGGUAUUUAGAGGAAUGCAUCGGCUGGCCUAGUGUUGCUAUACCCUUAUGUUAUGUAUAUAUGUUGUGCGAGUUUAAAAGCUUUAACAUGAUGUUAGACACACCAAACCGAAAUUUUAUUGUACAUAUUUUUGAGGUUUCUGAACUCUGAUGUUUCUCUGUCUCCACUACCACCACCAGUACCACUUCCAGCAGCUUGAGUGUACUUUGACCUUUUGUUGAGUUUUUCAGUUUGCAGCUAGUCAUGUUUCAGUUUAGUUUAUCCAGAAGUAUAUAUUAUAUAUAUAUUAUAUACCAUCUUUCUUAUGCACCCAAAGAUGGUAUAUAAACGCAUAUAUGAUGAACUUGAGUACGGAGUCUUUCUAUGUCUAAACCAUGAUCAUCUAGCCAGUUAUCUCUUUUGUUAUUUAUGGGUGAAUUUUUGGUCUAGUUUGAAGGUUUGUAUCAACACAUGUGAUAUAUAUGAAAUUUUCUGGCUCUCAUAUCUUCUAAA
Messenger RNA from Cannabis sativa, 1549 nucleotides. Its product is annotated as probable E3 ubiquitin-protein ligase XERICO. Bases 483 to 983 code for a protein of 166 amino acids. NCBI's taxonomy places the organism in Eukaryota, Viridiplantae, Streptophyta, Magnoliopsida, Rosales, Cannabaceae. The record is from RefSeq and is a predicted model, not a curated record. The transcript is spliced from 2 exons. Gene Ontology annotation, molecular function: zinc ion binding.